CUUGUAUCUCUCUAUCUCUCUUUAUACACAGACACACUUUCAACAUAUAUAUCCAUAUGGAGGCCAUGAAGUCAUCGAAAAUUUUAUUCAGCUUGCUCGGGCUGCUUAUGGCCAUCGGCAACAUUCUAUAUGCGACACCAACAAGUGAAAAUUUGCUGGUUAACAUAGAAAAUAGUACCACCAAUGAGCUUCCCUCGCCCGCCAGAAGUCUUGAACCAGGACGCUUCCUAGCCUCUAAGCCCCCACCAGCCAUGACAUGUGACAAGUACCCCAGAGUUUGCCGUGCCAAGGGCAGUGCAGGGCCCGACUGCUGCAAGAAACAGUGCGUUGAUGUAAUGAAGGAUAAGCUUAACUGUGGCAAAUGUGGGAAAAAGUGCAAGUAUUCAGAAAUAUGUUGCCAAGGAAGAUGUGUGAACCCAUCAAAUGAUGAGAAGAAUUGUGGCAAGUGUAACAACAGGUGCAAAAAGGGAAGUUCAUGUGUGUAUGGGUUGUGCAGCUAUGCUUAAUUAGUUGCUUUGAGUGAUGUGAGUUUAUCAUUUAUGGAUUCAAGGGCAUAAAUAUUAUACAAGAUAUGAUAUAUGCAUGUUAGGGUUAGGAAAAAUGAGUAUUAUAUAUGUUUUACAAUGCAUGCCAUGAAGAAGAUUAUUCGUUACCAAUAAAGGCAAGCCGUCACUCGUUGAUGGGCCUUUGCCCUUUGUGAGGAUUCAUGCAUUCUCUUUAUAGUUUUUGUUUGAUGAUCUAAUUAAUAAUCACGAUCAAUGUUAUUUAUGUUGAAUUCAU
This is a messenger RNA of Hevea brasiliensis (rubber tree), 780 nucleotides long. RefSeq names its product stigma-specific STIG1-like protein 1. Lineage: Eukaryota; Viridiplantae; Streptophyta; Magnoliopsida; Malpighiales; Euphorbiaceae. The record is from RefSeq and is a predicted model, not a curated record. Bases 57 to 506 code for a protein of 149 amino acids. The transcript has a single exon.